Molecule: messenger RNA, 7125 nt
Organism: Labrus bergylta (ballan wrasse)
Lineage: Eukaryota; Metazoa; Chordata; Actinopteri; Labriformes; Labridae
Product: collagen alpha-1(XI) chain
Biological process (GO): extracellular matrix organization
Cellular component (GO): collagen type XI trimer
Molecular function (GO): extracellular matrix structural constituent conferring tensile strength
Source: RefSeq, a predicted model, not a curated record
CAGCGUUCCGGCGUUUGUCCAGCCUCCUGACGGUGCUCAACACUCAGGGAACCGAGUUGCUCUGCGCUUUUUUUUUUUUAUGAAAGCCCUUUACCAUCAGUCUGAGAGCUGGGCUUAAGGGGGAGCGGAUCUGAAGGGCCCGGUCUGGCUGUGAGAGGCAUCUUUAUUCUGUCACACAUGGCGCUGUAAAAAUAAGGACGUUGUGUGGAUUGUAGAAGGGACUGAAUUUUGACACAAGUCGCCCGUUAUUUGUUCUGCUGCGGGCGCUAAUCAUGGAGAUGCAAAGGUGGGCCACCAGGUGGAAAACGAAAAGGUGGCUGUGGAAUUCAUCGCAAACCGCUGUCGUCACGUUAAUUUUAAUUCUACAAGCUGCCAAUGUCAGAGCAGCUGAACCAGUGGAUGUACUUAAGGUGCUAGACUUCAAGAGCUCCCCUGAAGGAGUAAGAAAAACACCAGGCUUCUGCACAGUCCGGAGAGGAUCCAAACCCGACAUCGCUUACCGAGUGGGAAAACAGGCUCAGAUCAGCGCUCCAACCAAACAGCUCUUCCCAGGGGGAGUUUUCCCAGAAGAUUUCUCCAUCCUGUUUACCAUCAAGCCCAAGGCUGGCCUCCAGUCCUUCCUGCUGUCUGUGUACAACCAGCAAGGCAUCCAGCAGCUCGGUGUGGAGGUGGGUCGUGCUCCCGUCUUCCUGUAUGAGGACCAGCAUGGCAAACCUGCCCCCGAGGAGUACCCCCUGUUCCGCUCCAUCAACCUUGCUGACGGCAAAUGGCAUCGUGUAGCUAUCAGCGUGGAGAAGAAGAGUGUGACCAUCAUUGUGGACUGUAAGAAAAAGCUGACUCGGCCGCUCGGCAGAAGUGACCAGGCCGUCAUCAACACAGAGGGCAUAACCGUCUUUGGAACUAGAAUCCUGGAUGAUGAAGUCUUUGAGGGUGACAUCCAGCAGCUGCUGAUAGUGGCAGACCCCAGGGCAGCCCAUGACUACUGUGAACACUACAGCCCCGACUGUGAAACCCCAAACCACCACGACACUCCCCAGGCUCAGGAACCUGAGGAAGAGUACACUAACUAUGACUAUGGUGAGUUCUAUGACUACUCUGAAGGAGGGAUUACCACUGACGCUCCACCAACUGAAGGAGCCAAGGCUGAGACGAAUGUGGGUGGAGACUUCUACACGGGUGAGUAUGACUACACCACAGUGGAUGGAAGUCAGCCUGAAACUCCGACUGAGAACGCCGAGAAAGGACAGACCUUUGAAGAGGAAAUAGUGGAUGAUUACAUCACCGGUGUUGAACAGGUCGGGGCGGACCCCACCGUUGCCGUGGAAACCGCUGCCCCAGUGGAAACCGAAGAGAAGGUGGAUCCUGCCACUGACGUCUACGAGUUCAAGGAAUACGACCUGAAGGAAUAUGACAACAAAGAGUUUGUCGAUAAGCCAUACGAAUAUGGUGAUUAUGGCGAAUACGGCCCGACUGACACCAAGCCCACAUCAACAUACGAGGAAGAGUUUGGUCCUGGUGUACCAGCGGAGACAGACUUCAGAGAAAGCAGCGUGACUGGAGGUCAAAGUUACCUGGGAGAAAAAGGAGAGAAAGGUGAACCUGCCGUCAUUGAGCCAGGGAUGCUUAUAGAAGGACCCCAAGGAGCUCCCGGCCAAGCAGGUCUUCCUGGUACCUCAGGAUUGCAGGGUCCCCCAGGUCCCGCAGGAGAUCACGGAGAGAGGGGUCCUCCAGGGCGUCCUGGUAUUCCUGGUUCAGACGGUGUCCCUGGUCCUCCAGGUACCAUUCUGAUGCUUCCAUUCCGUGCUGGUGGUGAGUCACACAAGGGGCCUGUGGUUUCAGCCCAGGAAGCUCAGGCUCAGGCCAUCCUUUCUCAGGCUAGGCUGGCUAUGAGAGGUCCUCCAGGUCCAGCAGGCAUGGCAGGAAGAUCUGGUCCUGUGGGAGGUCCUGGAGCUUCUGGUCUUAAAGGUGACAGUGGCGAUUCUGGACCACAGGGACCCAGAGGUCUCCAGGGUCCUACUGGUGUACCAGGAAAAGCAGGAAAGAGGGGUCGUAAUGGCGCUGAUGGGGCUCGAGGAAUGCCAGGCGAGGCAGGGCCAAAGGGUGACAGAGGUUUCGAUGGCCUCCCCGGUCUUCCCGGAGAGAAAGGUCACAGAGGAGAACUAGGAUCUACAGGUCCUCCAGGAUCUCCAGGAGAGGAUGGCCCCCGAGGAGAAGACGGCCAGGUUGGACAGAGAGGUGUGGCUGGAGAGGGUGGUCCUCGUGGUCUGCUUGGCCCCAGAGGGACUGCAGGUCCUGGUGGACAGCGUGGUCUUCCUGGAAUCGAUGGACAAGCUGGUCCUAAAGGAAACAUGGGUCCACAAGGAGAGUCAGGGCCUCCUGGACAGCAGGGUUUGCCUGGUCCACAUGGUCUCGUUGGUCCUCAGGGUCCGAUCGGUCCUCCUGGUGAAAAAGGACCUCACGGGAAACAGGGAUUGGCUGGCCUUGGUGGUGCUGACGGCCCUCCUGGUCACCCUGGAAAAGAAGGUCCUGCAGGAGAGAAGGGAACAGUUGGUCAUCCUGGUCCUAUGGGAACCAUCGGCUACCCUGGGCCUCGUGGUGUGAAAGGUGCUGAGGGAAUCAGAGGCCUUAAAGGUGGCAAAGGAGAAAAGGGAGAGGAUGGAUUCCCCGGCUUCAAAGGUGACAUGGGUCUCAAGGGUGACAAGGGUGAAUCUGGUGUGCUAGGACCAAGAGGAGAGGACGGACCUGAGGGCCCCAAGGGCAAGUCAGGACCCAACGGAGAGUCCGGUUCUAUUGGAUUAGCUGGAGAGAAGGGCAAACUCGGAGUCCCUGGAUUGCCUGGGUACCCUGGGAGACAAGGCCCCAAGGGCUCCAAUGGUUUCAAUGGAUUCGCCGGGGCAAACGGCGAGAAGGGGGCAAGGGGAAUCGCCGGCAAACCAGGCCCUGGAGGGCAACGCGGCCCAACGGGUCCACGUGGUGGCCGCGGUGCUAGAGGACCAACAGGAAACCCAGGUGCAAAGGGCACCUCAGGCAAUGAUGGACCUCCUGGCCCGCCUGGAGAAAGGGGCCCUCAAGGACCCCAGGGACCUGUCGGCUUCCCCGGACCUAAAGGACCCAAUGGCCCACCAGGGAAAGACGGGCUGCCCGGCCAUCCUGGACAGAGGGGAGAGACGGGCUUCCAAGGAAAGACAGGACCUCCCGGACCUGGAGGGGUGGUUGGACCUCAGGGCCCAACUGGAGAGGUGGGACCUGGCGGAGAGCGAGGACACCCAGGCUCCCCUGGUCCACCUGGUGAGCAAGGUCUACCUGGUUCUGCUGGAAAAGAGGGUGGAAAGGGUGACCCAGGUUCUCAGGGUCCUGGUGGCAAGUCAGGACCUGCUGGACUGAGAGGCUUCCAGGGGGCAAGAGGUCUUCCAGGGGCCAUGGGUCCAGCUGGCUUAAAGGGAGGAGAAGGGCCUCAGGGUCCCCCCGGUCCCAUCGGUUCUCCUGGUGAGAGAGGUGCUGCCGGCCCUGGAGGUCCCAUUGGUCUGACAGGACGCAACGGCCCCCAAGGACCGCCCGGUCCUGCAGGAGAGAAGGGAGGACCUGGAGAGAAAGGUCCCAUGGGUCCUGCUGGCCGUGAUGGAAUUCAAGGUCCCGUUGGUCUUCCUGGUCCUGCUGGUCCUCAGGGUCCCCCUGGAGAGGACGGCGACAAGGGAGAAGUUGGCGGACCUGGACAGAAGGGGAGCAAAGGAGACAAGGGUGAACUCGGUCCACCAGGCCCAAGUGGUCUUCAGGGUGUGGUCGGCGCUCCCGGUCCAGCUGGCAGUGAUGGUGAGUCUGGGCCAAGAGGACAGCAGGGUAUGUUUGGCCAGAAAGGAGACGAGGGAUCCAGAGGAUUCCCUGGUCUACCAGGACCCGUCGGACUUCAGGGUCUGCCCGGCCCUCCUGGUGAGAAGGGAGAGAACGGAGAUGUUGGAGCAAUGGGUCCACCUGGUCCUCCUGGCCCCAGAGGUCCUCAGGGUUCCAGCGGAGCCGAUGGUGCACAAGGUCCUCCCGGUGGUAUUGGUUCAAUGGGAGGUGUUGGUGAGAAGGGAGAAAGCGGUGAGGCUGGCAACCCAGGAUCACCCGGAGAGCCUGGUAUUGGAGGCCCCAGAGGAGAGACUGGAGAGAAGGGAGAGACCGGCCCCCCUGGAGCUGCCGGACCAGCUGGUGCUCGAGGACCCCCUGGAGAUGACGGUCCCAAGGGUAACGCUGGUCCUGUGGGCUUCCCAGGAGAUCCUGGUCCCCCUGGUGAGCCUGGUGCUGGUGGUCUUGAUGGUUUAGCGGGUGACAAAGGAGAUGAUGGAGACGCCGGACAACCUGGCCCUCCAGGUCCCUCUGGUGAGGCUGGAGUACCAGGACCUCCUGGCAAACGGGGACCCGUUGGACAAGCAGGUCAGGAGGGCAGACAAGGAGAAAAAGGAUCCAAGGGGGAAGCUGGAGCAGAGGGGCCUGUUGGAAAAACUGGACCUGUGGGACCUCAGGGGCCUGCUGGAAAGUCUGGUCCCGAGGGACUGCGUGGAAUCCCUGGACCUGUUGGUGAGCAAGGACUCCCUGGUGCUUCUGGUCAAGACGGCCCUCCUGGACCCAUGGAACCCCCUGGACUGCUCGGCAUGAAAGGUGACUCUGGACACAAGGGAGAGAAGGGUCAUCCGGGUCUAAUUGGACUCAUCGGACCUCCUGGCGAGCCCGGAGAGAAGGGUGACAGAGGUUUGCCUGGACCUCAGGGCACUGCAGGUGCAAAGGGAGAAGCUGGUUUUGGUGGUUCUCAAGGUCCCCUCGGUCCCCCUGGUCCUCCUGGUAUUUCUGGCGCUCAAGGACAGAAAGGCUCCAAAGGAUCGACUGGUUCAACAGGACAGAAAGGAGACACCGGACUGAUUGGACCACCUGGACCACCUGGUCCUCCUGGUGAUUUCAUCCAGCCACUUCCCAUGCAGCAGCCUGCCAGGAAGACCAGGCGGCAGGCUGAGAUGCAGGGAGACGAGGCGAUGUCAGAUUAUGGCGUGGAUGUGGGCAUUGAGGGGAUGGAGGAUGUCUUUGGAUCCCUUAACAACCUCAAGCAGGACAUCGAGCGCAUGAAGUUCCCCAUGGGCACCCAAGACAAUCCUGCCAGGACCUGCAACGACCUGCGCCUCAGCCAGCCUGACUACCCAGAUGGUGAAUAUUGGAUUGAUCCAAACCAGGGCUGCAUUGGAGACUCCAUCAAAGUGUUCUGCAACUUCACAGCAGGCGGAGAAACGUGCAUCUACCCUGAUAAGAAAUCAGCAGGGGUUAGAAUAUCCAACUGGCCUAAGGAGGCUCCGGGUUCCUGGUUCAGUGAAUUCAAACGUGGCAAGAUUUUGAACUACGUGGAUGUAGCAGAGAGCAGCAUCAACACAGUGCAGAUGACCUUCCUGAAGCUGCUGAGCUCCUCGGCGCGGCAGAACUUCACCUACAUUUGCCAUCAGUCUGUGGCCUGGUACGACGCUAAGGCUGACAGCUAUGACAAGGCGCUGCGCUUCCUGGGCUCCAACGAUGAGGAGUUGUCUUACGACAAUAAUCCCUUCAUCAAGCCGCUGUUGGACGGCUGCUCGCUGAAGCAGGGCUAUUCAAAGACAGUGAUGGAGAUCAACACUCCCCGCAUCGACCAGUUGCCCAUCAUUGACGUCAUGCUGAAUGACUUUGGGGAAUCCAACCAGAGGUUUGGCUUCGAGGUCGGCCCCGUCUGUUUCCUCGGCUAGACACGCCCCUACUCCCCGCUGAAGGACAGGGUCAGAGGAAGAUCCACUCAAGCCAGAAGAAAAAAAAAGAGAAGAGUGCCCCCCCCCAGGCCCUGUCAUGAAGCGCUGACCAGGGGAAACUACUCCUCGCCCUUGUAGGGCCCCGAAUCACAUGACUUUAACUUACACGUACGGAUGGGAGUGACAUCAGGAAAAGGACAUUUGAUGCCGUGGCGGACAGUAGCGCACUUUCAGCAACAGAGAGAGGAUCCACUCACCCCGAGCCCCGUCCUCCCUCGUCCUUCCCCUCCCACCACGCCUCCCUCUCUGGGUGCUCCAGGUGCUGCUCUGAAUACAACCACAGAGGUGCUUUUGUGCAGAAUCACAAAACACUCAAGGUGCUACAAAAAAGUGCUUUUUUGAUAAAACUGUAAUUAUUAUUAUUAUUUUGUACAAUAUUGUUCCGAAUCCACUCUAAAAAAAAAAACUUGCAUGUGCCCCAGCUCUUAGAGUUUAAAUAAAUAUUUGCUAAACUAUAUAGAAAAUAAAUCCAAUGAGUAUAUUUGAUGUGUGUUUGAAAAAAAAUGAUUUUGCUAAGAGUUAUGUCUUUUGAAAACAUUCCAAUUUGUAAGUAUAAAAGUAUCCUUUUGUAAAUAAUAUAACUUUCAAUAUUUGAUAUAUGAGAGCAAGCCAAACGGGAGCAUCACAAUUUAUUCUAAAAGCAUUCAUGACAGGCCAGUUGGUCCGCCUUUCAGGAUAUCAAGCCAUAAUAAGACGACAUAGUAAUAUAAAUAUUGUAAGAAAGGGCUUAUUCUUCAAACUUGAUUUUUUUCCUAAAUGCUACACCUCGGUUUCUAUUUUUAACAAUGUUUAAAUUUGAACAUUAUUUGUGGUGGGUAGCGUUUAGAGAAAAUCUUUUUCUGUGAGGUAAAAACUCAUCAAUAGCUGUUCUUGAUAAUUACAUUUAAAAAGAGAGCCUUGUUGAUUUUCUUCUUUGUAACAAUGAACAAAAUGUUUUUAUGUGCCUUGAAUUGUUCAUUCAAAAAUAUUAAAACUGGAUUCUGAAAAAUGUUGGGUUGAAUGUCUGUAUUGUUACAGAAACCAUUGGUGCUCUUUUUCGUGAUUCUGCGCUGCCUUAUCCAUAUUACCUUCCUCUUCCAUGAUGAUUUAAGAUUAGGAGGAUUAGUGGCUCCGAGUGUUCGGGGUUCAUGUGAUUGAUUGUGCUGAGCCCAGGCGCUGUGAUCUCCUCUCUCUCUGACUUAGAUUUGACUUUGAUCAAGAUCUGUUUGCAUCUCCACCUCCUGAGCUUGAGGCUAUGAUAGCACAGACUUCAGAGCCGCUUUCAAACCUGUGUAAUUACAGUAUGUUUACAACCUAUGUACAACUGAAAUAAAUGUUUGGUGCUUUG